AUGCAGAUCUCGCUUACUACGGUGAAGGGAAAGAACAUAAACCUUGAAGUGGAGGAUAGCUCGGACAUCAUCGACCUCAAGAUCCAUGGACCUACACGUCAAUUGGUUCUUGGCCUUGGUCCGGAUCCUGGUCCGGGUGCAGUCAUGCGGAUUUUUGUAUCGACUAUAAAGGAGAAAACAUUCAUCCUAGAGGUUAAGGGGUCCGAUACCAUUAAAAAUGUCAAGACCAUGAUCCAUGAUCAAGGAGGACCCCCAGUGGACCAGCUGAAUCUGAACUUUCAUGGCACGAAGCUUGAAAACAGUCGCACCAUAGCUGACUACAACAUCAGACCCCACGCGAACCUUGUCAUUAUGCAGAGUGGCAUGCAUAUUUUUGUUAAGACAUUGUCAGGAAAGAUCAUAGACUUAGAGGUGGAACACUCUGAAACUAUUGAUAAUAUCAAGGCCAAGAUCCAGGAUAAAGAAGGCAUUCCACCGGACUUACAGAAGCUAAUCUUUGCCGGGAGGCAGCUUGAAGAUGGUCGCAUUUUAGCGGAUUACAAUAUCCAGAAGCAGUCGACCAUUUACUUGGUACUCCGUCUCUAAAACUUGGCGGCUAAUUUGGAGUUUUAUAUUCAUAUUUCUAUUUUCUUGGUAGUAAAGUCAGUGUUUUAAUAAAUUCAAGAUGUUUUGUUAUUGUUUUUGCUUAAUUUCUCUCUUUAUAAAUAAAUUAAUCAGUAGUCGUUGGAUCUUUCUGUGUUUAUGCGUCACUGACUCACUUCCAUUGUUUGUUUUGCGACUGGUUAAAAAUAAUGGUUAGGAUUUUUAUUGCCUUUA
Camelina sativa (false flax) is the source of this 816-nucleotide messenger RNA. RefSeq names its product polyubiquitin-like. Gene Ontology annotation, molecular function: protein binding. Lineage: Eukaryota; Viridiplantae; Streptophyta; Magnoliopsida; Brassicales; Brassicaceae. The record is from RefSeq and is a predicted model, not a curated record.